Molecule: messenger RNA, 3342 nt
Organism: Mycena indigotica
Lineage: Eukaryota; Fungi; Basidiomycota; Agaricomycetes; Agaricales; Mycenaceae
Product: Zinc metalloprotease
Exons: 11
Coding region: 1-3342 (1113 amino acids)
Biological process (GO): proteolysis
Molecular function (GO): metalloendopeptidase activity
Source: RefSeq, a predicted model, not a curated record
AUGCAUUUCUCUCUUGUCCUGCACGCGCUGGUCGUUCCCAUUCUCCUGCUAUGGACAGACUCGACUGCCGCGCAUAGCGUCUCGCCAAGGCCGCUCAAACGAGUUGCAAACCCAUCCACGCUUGCCUUGGAGAUCCUCCCGCGAAAACAACAGCGCUCCGCCUCCCCAUCCUCCCCAUUCACCACCAAAGCCCCAUUACUACCCCGCUCGACCACCCUCCGCUUUGACGACUCCUUCCGCCUCACCAUCGCUGCUUUUGACGAAACCUUUCACCUCCAUCUCCGCCCCAACGACCACCUCAUUCACCCCGCAGCACGGAUAAGCUACUACGCCCUGGGCCCAGACGGGUCGUCCUAUGUCACGCAAACAAAGCCUUUGCUGCGCGAGUCGGUGAAAGCCUACGUGGGGGAGGUGAUCCAUGCCGACCAUUCUGAGACCCGAAUGCGGGAAGAUGCGGCUGGUGUGGUGCCAACCCCACACCCCUCAGAGCUGGGCUGGGCGCGUAUAAUGGUACAUCACCAGGGCGACAUCGACAGCGAUGUUGCGCCUGAAUUCGAAGGCUCCUUCACUGUUGACGGUGUUGUCUACCAUGUCGCCACCAAAGACAACUACUACCGCAACAAGCGGCCCCUUGACCCCGAUGUCCAGCCGAUUGAUAUUGUUGACUCGGAGCUCGUCAUAUGGCGCGACUCAGAUAUCAUGACCCACGAGGAGGAGCGGAUUGCAUAUGCGGGCCUCCCGAUCCCUGUACCAGAGACUUGUGGCCAUGACAAACUAUCCUACAACACCAACCCACAAGAGAAUGCCAUCUUACUGAAGGAGCAGUCCACCCCCUGGCUCGAUUCAACGCUCAACUUCUUUGGCAAUGUCUCCAAGCGUGACGAUGUCGUUGGUACAGAAAUGGGCACAAAUUUCGUGAACAACAUCGGACAAACAAUAGGCUGCCCGAACACACAAAAAGUGCUCUAUAUGGGUGUUGCCGCCGACUGUGUCUAUGUCCAGAAAUACGGCUCGCACGCCAACGCGACGAAACAGAUCUUGAACAAUUGGAACUCGGCCAGCUCGCUGUAUAAGUCGACCUUCAACAUCAGUCUGGGCAUCAUCGAGCUUCAAAUACAGAGCGAGGUCUGCCCCAAGCCGGUCAAUGCGUCAAUGCCCUGGAAUGUCGACUGUAGCACCGUCCCGCUCAAUGAUCGGUUGUCGCUUUUCUCACAAUGGCGCGGCGCCAAAGGCUCAGACGGUGUCGGGCUGUGGCAUCUGAUGAGUGGGUGUCCGACCGGUUCUGAGGUCGGAAUUGCUUGGCUUGCGACGUUAUGUCAGCAGAGCGCCUCGGGAUCUGCGCCCUCCGUUGUUUCAGGCACAGCUGUGUCCACUGCAGGCUUGACAGAGUGGCAGGUUAUCGCACACGAGAUUGGCCACAACUUUGGGGCUAUUGUGAGUGUUUCUGUUUUUGGUGUUGUUGAUAGGUGUGCUGAUGGAUGUACCUCGACAUCUGCGUGUUGUCCAUUGACCCCAGGCUCUUGUAACGCCAAUGCCAGAUUUAUUAUGAGCCCUGUUGCUCAGAAGGGCGAGAAGACCUUCUCGCCAUGCAGUCUGGGGAAUAUUUGCUCCUUGAUGACGGGUGUCCAGCGGACAAACACCACUUGCUUACAAGAUCCAUCGAGCCGAGUGGACACCAUCUCGCUGCAAAUGUGUGGUAACGGGAUCGUGGAGGCGGGCGAGCAGUGCGACCCGGGAGAAGGGGUUGAUUCUCCCUGCUGCGACUCCAAGACAUGCAAGUUCAAGACUGGCGCUGUCUGUGACCCAGAUAGCUCUCCUUGCUGCACAGCACAGUGCCGGUACGCGCCAACGACCCAGGUCUGCCGCCCCGCGGUUGACUCCAAGUGCGAUGUUCCCGAAACAUGCACGGGCGUGUCAUCCGACUGUCCGCCUGACAUCACGGCGCCGAAUGGCCAAAGUUGUGGCGCGAACGACCUCGCGUGCGCGAGCGGGAUGUGUACUUCUGUUGGCGUCCAAUGCCAAAUGUUAGGCGGCUCCAUGAAUCUCACACGAGCCUGCCCCAGCACCGGCUCGGGAACAUGCCAAGUCUCGUGCCAAGACCCCCGCCGCGCUGACCAGUGUAUUGUUUUGACUGCCUUGCUUGUCGAUGGCUCGCCAUGCGGGUAUGGAGGCAUUUGCGCUUCAGGCCAGUGUCAGUCCAAUGGGCUGUUUAGCACCGCCAAGGCGUGGUUCACGCAGAACUUGCAAAUCGCAAUCCCCGUUUCAAUCGUCGCCGGGUUGUUUGCAAUUCUCAUCAUCUGGGCACUCAUCCGGUUGCAGCGCUAUAUCGGUGCUGCCUGGGCAGACCAGAGAAGUACGCGACACAACCCAUGGCGCAGGUGGCAGGAAUGGGUCCGGGGCCGGGGCAGGCGCCACACCAAAGACUGGGAAGUAUUGACCAGUAUGGUCAGCAGCAACAGCAACAGCAACAGUACUAUCAACAAGGGCAAACCCCCACCGCAAGAGACAUACUGGGUUGACCCACGCCGCGGGUACAACGGCGGACGCCGCUUCCCUCUUACCUCGGGUCGGACGGUAACGGCCGCGACUACGAACCCAUAUUCCCCAGAAGCUAUCCAACGAUGGUCAGCUUCCGAGGCAAGCAAAACCGAGCUCAUUGGCGUGGCGCUCCCUGCGAUGUUAGCCCUUCUCCCACCGAUUCUCCAAGAUGAUCGGCCGGUCAAGCUGAACGACCCACUACAUCAAGCAGCCAUAGACCUUCUUUCUAUGUCUCUGCUCCAUCAAGUGGCUGACGCACGACAAACCAUUCUCUACACAGGGCCUGUAUCCCAGCCGGCAACUCCAUUGGAUGUAACGCGAACUACCACCGAAAACCCAGACAGUAAUGUCUUCACGGCUGCGGCUCGCACCACACAGGAUGCUCAUGUAGCGCUAAAAUGGCAUAAUGAAGACCAGGAACGUAUUGCCCAACUUGAAGCAGAGGCUGUGCAUUUACCCAUCCCUUCCGCACCCCUCACGCUUAGCUGGGAUCCAGACGCACACCUCACGUUUCCGCCGCCGGACCCAAAAUUAGGACUCGAGCCAUCCUUAUCGCCGAGUACCAGCCUAACUGGGACUAAAAGACCAAGGAAAUUCCAGCGGACCGCCAUGGCUCAUUCGUAUGUUACCCAAGCCCAACGGAAAAUUUCCCCUCCACCCGAUGCCGAAAAUUGGCGUAACUGGUUUAUGCUGCACCAGCAAGAGCCCUUUGCUGCAGCGCUCAGAAGUAAGGUCAAUGGCCGAGUCCAAAGCCACUUCACUGCCCAGGCAUCUCGAUUCCCUUUUGACUUGACCAUCCAGUAA